UCGUCUCAUCGAUCGAGCUCUUCUUGCAGUUGCAUUGCCCUCUGCUCAUUCGAGCUAGGUCCUAGUAGCUGCACGUCGUCAGCCAUGGCCACGUUCACGAGGUCGUCGUCCACGGCGGCCGUCCUCGCUCUCGCCGCCGUCGUCCUCGCCGUCCUCGGCGGCGCGGUGGAGGCGCAGCAGCUGGCGCCCAACUUCUACUCCCGGACGUGCCCCAACCUGGCCAGGAUCGUGCGGCGGGGAAUGGCCUCCGCCGUGCAGAAGGAGAGGCGCAUGGGCGCCUCCAUCCUCCGCAUGUUCUUCCACGACUGCUUCGUCAAUGGAUGCGACGGCUCGAUCCUGUUGGACGACACGUCGACCUUCACCGGCGAGAAGGGCGCCGGCCCCAACGCCAACUCGGUGCGCGGCUUCGAGGUCAUCGACGCCAUCAAGGCCCAGGUCGAGGCCUCCUGCACGGCCACCGUCUCCUGCGCCGACAUCCUCGCCCUCGCCGCCCGCGACGGCGUCAACCUGCUGGGCGGCCCGACGUGGAGCGUGCCGCUGGGCCGGAAGGACUCGCGCACGGCGAGCCAGAGCGCGGCCAACGACAACCUCCCCGGCCCGGGGUCCAGCCUCUCGACGCUCAUCUCCAUGUUCGGGAACCAGGGCCUGUCGGCGCGGGACAUGACGGCGCUGUCGGGGGCGCACACCAUCGGGCGGUCGCAGUGCCAGUUCUUCCGGAGCCGCAUCUACACGGAACCCAACGUCAACGCCUCCUUCGCGGCGCUCCGGCAGCGGACGUGCCCGCGCUCGGGGGGCGACGCCAACCUCGCGCCGUUCGACGUGCAGACCCCCGACGGGUUCGACAACGCCUACUACCAGAACCUGCUGCAGCAGAAGGGGCUCCUCCACUCGGACCAGGAGCUCUUCAACGGCGGGUCGCAGGACGCGCUGGUCAGGCAGUACAGCAACAACCCGGCGCUGUUCAGCAGCGACUUUGUCACGGCCAUGAUCAAGAUGGGAAACCUGCUGCCGUCGGCAGGGACCAGGACGGAGGUCAGGCUCAACUGCAGGAAGGUCAACUAGCUGAUGUUGACGUCAUGGUCAACGACAUGUGUGCUUGGUGUUACUGUCUUCUGCUGGUCGUCGAGGAAGCCUUGGGAACCAAGGUCAUGCAUGGUCAGAUAGAUGUAUUUGCUGGCUGCAAAUGCACUAUACUUGUCUGCUUAAGUUGUCGGGGUGACAGCGCGAAAGUGUAAUAAGACAUGAUCGGUAUGUAUGUCAAAUUAAAUGAUUACAUAAUAGUACGGAAGCUUUGUCAUAUAUCACA
Molecule: messenger RNA, 1306 nt
Organism: Setaria italica (foxtail millet)
Lineage: Eukaryota; Viridiplantae; Streptophyta; Magnoliopsida; Poales; Poaceae
Product: peroxidase P7
Exons: 3
Coding region: 85-1062 (325 amino acids)
Biological process (GO): hydrogen peroxide catabolic process; response to oxidative stress
Molecular function (GO): heme binding; peroxidase activity
Source: RefSeq, a predicted model, not a curated record